UUUGAUGGCUUUUAUCUUUUCUUUAUUAAAAAACAACCAAUCGCUCAGCGUGCUUACAAAGUCAUCCUAACCACAUUCCCCUAUGAAUUCAAUGCCAGUCUAAUGGAUGCCAAGAUACAAGUGCAAAACGCUACCUCCAAUACCGGUCUCAAUGUGGUGUUCAAUGUCCUGGAAGACAUUGACGAUAUCUCGCUCUCCUAUAGUCUGGCCAUUGAGGGUGAACAACCCAACAACUAUACCACCAUGUUGAGUCAAAAGGUUGAAUUUUGUAAAUUCCUACAACAGCGUAGCAUUGAUGGAGGUCUGCAUAAGAUCUAUGAGGAUAUCCUGAAGCAGGGCACCUUCAUCAAGACGUGUCCUAUCAAGAAGGGAAGUAUUUACUCGAUGAACGAUUAUCAUGUGGAUGAAGAAUUGCUACCACAAUAUGUGCCGGAAACUAACUUUUAUGUGGACAUUCAAAUGGAUAAGGGGGCCAUUGGUGGCGGCAGUGUGGUGCUACUGAUGAAGGGUCGUCUUCAGGGGAAGAUUGAUAAAUCAAAGGGUUUUAAUAAUUUGAAAAUGUUUAGCAUGGGCUAAACGGGAAAAGUCAAAGGCUGUUGGGAAUAUGCUGCGUAUGGUAAAGACGAUGCUGUUGAAGUUGAGUAUAUGUGGUAAGAAUAUGUAGAGGAUAAUGACUAAUGGAUUCAUUGACUGCUCUUGAAGUGCUUCAAAAUAAGGAUUUAAUGAUUUCUAUACAAUAUUUAUGGGUGUAUGCAUGUGUGUGU
This is a messenger RNA of Stomoxys calcitrans (stable fly), 764 nucleotides long. RefSeq lists its product as uncharacterized. The transcript has a single exon. The record is from RefSeq and is a predicted model, not a curated record. The annotation marks the transcript as partial. Lineage: Eukaryota; Metazoa; Arthropoda; Insecta; Diptera; Muscidae.